Molecule: messenger RNA, 621 nt
Organism: Dichomitus squalens LYAD-421 SS1
Lineage: Eukaryota; Fungi; Basidiomycota; Agaricomycetes; Polyporales; Polyporaceae
Exons: 2
Coding region: 225-524 (99 amino acids)
Source: RefSeq, a predicted model, not a curated record
GCUCUCUCGAUGUGAUGCAAUGGGAUCACGUCAUUGAUGUUGCGGCGGACAGGAAAGACAGCAGCGCUUCGGCCUGAGCUCAGGCAGGUACAUGAGUACUUUCAAUCCCAACCACUCACACCUCACCGGUACCCGCCAUACAAGCCGAGACAGCGAACGUCCCCCAUCUUUGAGCACACGAUCACGGACACGGACACGUAAUAUUCCCCGCCUUGCAGCCAAGCAUGGUCCACACGCGUAAAGCAGAGCUCGUCCCCGCGUCCUCGUUCUCGGAGCCCUCUGAGCCGUCGCAGCUCCGCCCGGACGAUAAGCCGAAGGAGGCCCUCGCGGGGGAGCAGGAGGAGAACCCACAGCUCGUCGCGCACAAGGAGGGCCGGCAGUCUGGCGACGCCAAGGGGGUGAACGCGGGCUCUCGCGCCCGGGGUGGUACGGGCGUGGGGGAUGCAAAGGACGUGGACGAGAGGAAGCGGAAGGACGUCGCGGGUGGGUUUGGGGUGGCGAAGGAGGGUCAGAGUAAGCUCUAGCCUCAGGGCAGUCGCCACUAUUCGGGGGGAAGGGGCGCAGAGGACGUUCGAAUUCGGGGGCUCGGGCACACACGGCGUUCGUUAUCAAACUCAGUCG